AUGUGUAUCAUUCUUUAUAAACAAAUUAAACAAUGGUGGAACAAAGACACCACCCCAAAUGCGACAACAGGGGAUUCAACAGCACAACCAGCCGGAACUACAAACCAAGUGGCGUGUGCUCAUCGCGAUGUUCCUUCAGAUGUGCCUUGCUUAGAGUGUAAGACGGAAAAGAAGGCAGCAAGGAAAUACCGAUGGAGGCUCAUUCUUUGCUUGGCAUGGCCAUUCGCCCUCCAGUCUCUUGACUCGACAAUCAUCGCAACUGCCCUGCCAUGGAUCGCUGGCGACUUUGGAGAAGUUUCACAGCUGAACUGGAUCGUUUCUGCUUUCAACCUGACCUCCGCCGCCUUUAUUCCCUUCUGGUCUCAACUGGCAGAUGUCUUUGGGAGGAACACGUCUCUCAAUGCUGCCAUCAUAUUGAUGCUCAUCGGCAGUACACUUUGCACUGCUGCUCCAACCAGCGCGUUCCCGGUUCUCCUCCUUGGCCGGGGCUUCCAAGGUAUCUCUGCAGCAGGUAUCAAUGUCGGCAUCCGAACUGUUCUUGCCGAUAAAGUAUCACUUCAGGAAAACGCAAAGAAUUGGGCCAUUUUCUCGAUGGUAGGAGGCGCAUCAUACGCCCUUGGCCCCGUUAUUGGUGCGAAACCAGGCUAUCUUACCAGUGCGGAUUGGAGAUGGUGCUUUGCCAUCAACCUCCCUGUUGCCGUAGUGGCCUUGGUCGUCAUCUUCUUCUUUCUCCGCAAGGAACUACUUGGCCCUCAACCCAUCCCCGAACUAGACGAAACUGUCGAGACUGGACGGAGGACAAAGUUCACUGCGAGGCUGAAGACGAUCGACGUGGGCGGCCAGCUUCUGUUCAUUAUCGGGUUUGGUCUCAUUAUUCUGGCACUGACUUGGGGUGGUGCAACUUACCCAUGGGCAUCCGCUGCCGUUAUUACCCCUCUUGUGAUCGGCUGCAUCUUCGCAGGCGGUUUCGUUUACUGGGAGUUUCUCCUUGCGCCCGGAAACUACCUGUCAGAAAAAAUGCCCUGGCAGAGGGCUAUGCUACCGUGGGCGUUACUUUCAAAUAGAGACAUUAUCCUGCUUUUCUACUGCGAGUGUGCUACCGGCGUUGGCAUGUAUGCAGUGCUGUACUUUUGCAACAUUUACUUCAUUGCUGUUAGAGGCUACGACUCCGAUAAGGCUGGCGUUCAGCUUCUUUACUUUCUUCCUGGACUCGCAGCCGGCGUCUAUAUUUGCUCCUUCAUGUGCAACAAGUGGCCCCGAAUGACGUUCCCGUCUGUCUUUCUGGGAACCAUCGUUGAAGCCAUUGGUAUUGGUCUCUUAGGUUGGUCCAUAUACGCGGAGCGUCUCGCACCUAUCUACGGAAUGAUGGCAUUGGUUGGGUGUGGCACUGGCCUGCGAUUCAUGGCCUCACCGCUACACGGAAUUGGCCUCUUUAAGAACAUGCGAGCUUCAGUCAUUGCGCUGAUGGCGGUCGCUAUUCCCUUUGGAGGUACCAUCGGGUUGACUAUAAUGUCAACAGUUUUCAACAACACAUCUGGCCUUGACUCGAACGAGAGCGACUUCUCUAAGAUUCAGUCACUACCGGAGGAUAUUAGAGACCAAGCCAUACACAAUGCAAAGAUGGGUGUCGUCUGGGCAUUUGUUUCCAUCACGCCUCUCAUCGUACUGGUAAGCGCUGUUGUAUGCGCCGCGUGCCUUGGGAAUGUCAAGUUCGACCAGGGCCCCAUGGGAGAGGGUGGAAAGCCGACUGAUGCGAUAGUCAGAGGUAGCUAUCUACUCAGCCUGGUGAGGAGCGAGAAGAAGUAUGUCGAAGAAGAGGAAGAAAUAAGACUGGAGCGCUCUAGUAGGGUGGGGUGGUUAGAGGGCACAUCGCCUGAGAAGUCUGUCGGUCAAAACUAA
Molecule: messenger RNA, 1899 nt
Organism: Ilyonectria robusta
Lineage: Eukaryota; Fungi; Ascomycota; Sordariomycetes; Hypocreales; Nectriaceae
Product: major facilitator superfamily domain-containing protein
Exons: 7
Coding region: 1-1899 (632 amino acids)
Biological process (GO): basic amino acid transport; transmembrane transport
Cellular component (GO): fungal-type vacuole membrane
Molecular function (GO): basic amino acid transmembrane transporter activity
Source: RefSeq, a predicted model, not a curated record